AUGGCCGGUGUCACAUCCAUUGCUGAGGUCGAAGGCCUCGUGAAGCGCCUCUAUCAACCUGGAGAUCCAGAGACCAUCAGUCAGGUAGAAAAGGAUCUCCAGCUACUUCAAAGGUCUCCUCAAGCAUGGCAGAUCGCCGACGCUCUGCUCGCAAGCAGCGACAUCAACGUACGGUUCUUCGGCGCCUUGACAUUUACAGUCAAGUUGACUUCUGACCCUCAAUCUCUCGACGAAAACGCUGCCAAUGAGCUCCUUUUCAGGCUCAUUGGAUGGCUCGUGAAGCUCGUCUCCGAGGGCGAAAAGGACCUUGUGACGCGGAAGCUUUGCACCACCUUGGUUCAGUUCUUCCUCAAUGGCAACGUAACCUGGAACCACUGUGCGCGCCAGCUUGUCUGCUCUUUCGUAAAAGGCGAAGCCGUCUUAACAAGUGACCUCGAGCAUUAUCCGCCCAUUGAUCAGCUUGUUGGCAGCUUAGCAGUCCCCCAGAUUAUCGCACUUCUCUGGUUCGGUAGCAACCUGGUAGAGGAAGUCAAAAGGACGACGUAUGGGACCAGCGUCCUAGCCAAGAUCGAGGGCCGCAUCGAAGAGAACACUGAGGAGUUCGUCGCAAUCAUAGGCCAUGCUAUCCAAUAUGCGGGCCCAUCAUCCGACAGAUUGCACGAAGAGGGCAUGGGCUGCAUGGUUGAAUGGGCCUAUUUUGUCACCCGUACCAAGAGCGAAGCGGACAGCGUGGUCCGACGCAAGAAGCUCAUCCAAUCUCUCAUCGUUCCGGCUGUUCAUUGCAUGCAUUCUGAUCCGGACAAUUCUUCCGAGGGGUUCGCAGAGCUCUUGAGAAAGAGAGUAGGCAGCUUGUUCGAAACGGAGCACAUUCAGCUCAUUCACAACUUGAUCACUAGCCCUUGGGGCGAGCAGCAAAUGAGCAACAUACUCGAGGGUGAUACAGACACGGACUCAUUCCUCACCUUGCUGCUUGCUUUCGGUGCAGCUAUUCUGGAACGCUUGCUGGUGACCGCCGACGACUGGCAGAACGUCCUUGUUCUGAUGCACCAAAUCCUCAAGGUUCCCGGAUAUCCCGUGGAAGAUGAAAGCGCUUCUGUACAAGCGCUAGAGUUUUGGGGGAAUGUCGCUUCCGAAAUGGCUGAUCCUAUCGACGACGACAUUGUCUUCUCGCCCAUUAUGAAGAGCCACCUGCUUCAAGCGGCAGAAGAGUAUUGGGGGAAGAUUCACAUCCCGCCCCCUGAGGGCUUGAAGCAUUGGGACGACGAUACGGUCAAAGCGUUUGCCUCCUUUCGCACCGAUGUGAUGGACUUCCUCAGCGACACAUUCCGUGUCUGUGGCGUAGAGAUUCUGAGCGGCUUUGUUGGGAUUGCUCUAAACAGCAUCAAAGAGCAAGACUGGAUGAAAGUCGAGGCCUCUCUGUUUUGCGUCAAAGCGAUGUCGGAGGAAGCCGCGAGGAGAUUGGCCUGCCAGGAUAUUUUGUCACAACUUCUAGGAUCCACAUUACUCACGACAGACGUCUUCGGCCCCGGCGUUCCCACCAAGACAAGACGUACCGCGGUUGACUUGCUUGGUCGCUAUGCCGACUUCUUCAUUCGACGCCAGGAGUUCCUUGUCGCCCCCCUCAAUUCGCUUUUCUCCGCUCUCACUUCUCCAGAAACAGCGAUCCUUUCCGCGAAGGCCAUCGCCCUACUCUGCUCCGCUUGUAGGAAAGCGCUUGUCCCGGAACUACCAAACUUCCUGCAUGCUUACCAAGCAUUCAUGGACUCCCCUACUGCGGAUAGAUAUACAAAAGAGAAGGUCAUCAAUGGCAUCUGCUCCAUCCUACAGGCCAUACCGUCGGAUGAAGAGCGCUGUCAAUAUAUCGGCUUGCUUCUGAGAUAUAUCGAGGAGGACGUGCGCAAGGCUCUCGAGAGCAUGAGUCAGAACAUGCCGCUAGAGGCAGAACAAGCAGCUUGCACAGCGCUUCAUUGCAUUUCUGCGAUGGGCAAAGCUCUCCAAUCCCAAGACUCGGAGAAGUUGGAGGUGAUCGAUCUGGAAGAGGAAGAUGUCUCGACCGUGAGUUUCUGGAAUACCCAGCCAGCCGGAAUUGAACUGCAAGAUCGAAUCAUCAAGUGCGUAGACAUGAUGGCACAUGUAUUCGGGCAGUUUGGCGAAGUGAACGAGGCCAUUUGCACCGUUUUCAAGAGUGGAUUUGCCGAGCGAAUGCCAGGACCUCUUGUCCUUCCUCCGCACGUCUUCGUGAGCUUCGUUCAGCGCUCGACCACCGAUACCCCACGUCUUACGCUGAUACUUUCAACGAUGUGCACCUUCUUGAACGCGUACUCCUCACAGCUCAAAGUAGAUGGCACUCCUGUUACUGAAGCAGCCAAGCUGCUCGUUGAGCACAUUAUGGCUACCAUACAGUCAAUUUCCGAACCAUCGGCAGAGCCAGAUGUUGCGCACAGCUGCGUGGAGGUGUUGGAGCAGAUUCUUCGCCAUAACGCCUUGAUACUUCUUGGCCAGCCACCGCAGGCGGCUGAGUUCGUUUUCAUGUUCACCAUCCGCUGCCUCCAAGGGCCGGACGUUCUGCCUAAGCGUGCUGCAGCUCACUUCUGGGCAUCCUUUGUUACUGUGUCAAACGACGUAGUAUCACCGGUGAAGCCAGCACUCGACCAGGUAUUUGAGGCGCUCGGCCCACUCCUCGUCAAGGUGCUCGUUUUCAACAUAGCAGGCGAAGCCCAGCGCACCAGCCUCGAAGAGGUUACGCUCCCACUGCGGCGCAUCGUUACAAAGCACCCGCGGGUCAGCACGUGGAUAGACAACGCUCUGAAUGCACCAGACUUUCCGGCGCCGAAAGUGCCUGAGAAGGAGAGGCAAUGGUUUAGGAGGAUGAUUGUUGCGGCUCGCGGUGGCCUGAGCACCAAGACCGUAUCGAACAACUUCUGGCAGAAGUGUCGAGACCUGCAGCGCUAG
Molecule: messenger RNA, 2952 nt
Organism: Diplodia corticola
Lineage: Eukaryota; Fungi; Ascomycota; Dothideomycetes; Botryosphaeriales; Botryosphaeriaceae
Product: importin 13
Exons: 4
Coding region: 1-2952 (983 amino acids)
Biological process (GO): protein import into nucleus
Cellular component (GO): cytoplasm; nuclear membrane
Source: RefSeq, a predicted model, not a curated record